AUGAGUGCUCAUCGUGCUGAUAUCAUGGCUCAGAAUGGCAGUGAAGUCAUUGGAAACACCCCACUUCUCGUUUUAAACAAUGUCACUAAAGGCUUAGAAGCCAAAAUAGCUGUCAAAUUGGAAUACACCAAUCCCGCUGCUUCUGUGAAAGACAGAAUCGCCUAUAACAUGAUCGAAACCGCUGAAAGAGAAGGAAAGAUUACACCUGGAAAAACUGUGUUGAUCGAGCCUACUAGUGGAAAUAUGGGAAUUGCUUUGGCUUUCGUUGCAUCUCUCAAGGGAUACAAGUGCAUCCUGGUUAUGCCAGCUUCCAUGAGUGUAGAACGAAGAUGUUUAUUGAAAGCUUAUGGUGCUGAGGUUAUUUUGACCAGUGCUCCAUUGAUGGUGAAAGGUGCUCUCGAACGUGUUGAUGAACUUGCUGCUGCUAUACCAAAUGCUUACGUUUUGAACCAGUUCGCCAACCCAUCUAAUCCAGAAGCUCAUUACAAAUCAACAGGACCAGAAAUCUGGAAACAAACAGAAGGAAAAGUUGAUCUUGUUUGCUUCGGUGUUGGAUCAGGUGGAACCCUCACUGGAGUAGGACGUUUCCUCAAGGAGAAAAACCCUGAUAUUGGAGUUUACCCAGUCGAACCUUAUGAAUCUUCUGUCAUUAAUGGUCUCCCUCACAAUCCUCACAAAAUUCAAGGAAUGGGAAUCGGAGUUAUUCCUGAAAAUUUGGAUACCAGCUUGUUCAAGGAGGCUCUCCGUGUUCGUUCCGAUGAUGCCAUUGAAAUGGCUCGCAGAUUGGCUAAAGAAGAAGGAAUCCUAGGAGGCAUAUCCUCAGGAGCUAAUGUGUGUGCUGCUAUUGAGUUGGCUAAACGACCAGAAAAUAAGGGAAAACUCAUUGUGACCUCUAUCAACAGCUUCGGAGAAAGAUAUUUGUCCACACUGUUGUACUCUGCUUUGAGAGAGGAAGCUGUACAAAUGACCGAAACCAGCUUGGAAGAGUCUAUCGAAAUCUCCAAGAAGUACUUAGGAAUCAAUUGA
Messenger RNA from Auanema sp. JU1783, 1026 nucleotides. NCBI's taxonomy places the organism in Eukaryota, Metazoa, Nematoda, Chromadorea, Rhabditida, Rhabditidae. The record is from the annotation of a GenBank genome assembly.